Molecule: messenger RNA, 1652 nt
Organism: Eptesicus fuscus (big brown bat)
Lineage: Eukaryota; Metazoa; Chordata; Mammalia; Chiroptera; Vespertilionidae
Gene: GPT
Product: glutamic--pyruvic transaminase
Exons: 12
Coding region: 15-1556 (513 amino acids)
Biological process (GO): biosynthetic process
Molecular function (GO): pyridoxal phosphate binding; L-alanine:2-oxoglutarate transaminase activity
Source: RefSeq, a predicted model, not a curated record
UGACCCAAGCAAAGAUGGGGGACUCCACCCGGCUGGGCUUCCUCCUAGCCCAGCUAGGUAGGGUCAUGGCCGUGAGGGCGGGUGGCCACAACCAGGCCGCGAUGAACGGGCUGAAGGAAAAGGUGCUGACGCUGGACACCAUGAACGCCUGUGUGAAGAGGGUGGAGUAUGCCGUCCGUGGCCCCAUUGUGCUACGCGCCCUGGAGCUGGAGCAGGAGCUGCGCCAGGGGGUGAAGAAGCCCUUUACUGAGGUCAUCCGCGCUAACAUCGGGGACGCGCAUGCCAUGGGGCAGAAGCCCAUCACCUUCCUGCGCCAGGUCCUGGCCCUCUGCGUCCACCCGGAUCUCCUGAACAGCCCGGACUUCCCCGAAGAUGCCAAGAGAAGAGCGGAGAGCAUCCUACAGGCGUGCGGGGGCCACAGCCUAGGGGCUUACAGCAACAGCUCGGGCAUCCAGCCCAUCCGAGAGCACGUGGCGCAGUACAUCCAGCGGCGCGACGGAGGCAUCCCCGCGGACCCCAACAACAUCUUCCUAUCCACGGGGGCCAGCGAUGCCAUCGUGACGGUGCUGAAGCUGCUGGUGGCCGGCGAGGGCCGCUGCCGCACGGGCGUGCUCAUCCCCAUCCCUCAGUACCCGCUCUACUCGGCGGCGCUGGCCGAGCUCAACGCGGUGCAGGUGGACUACUACCUGGACGAGGACCGCGCCUGGGCGCUGGACGUGGCGGAGCUUCGGCGCGCCCUGUGCCAGGCGCGGGGCCACUGCCGCCCCCGCGCGCUCUGCAUCAUCAACCCCGGCAACCCCACCGGCCAGGUGCAGACUCGCGAGUGCAUCGAGGCCGUGAUCCGCUUCGCCUUCGAGGAGCGGCUCUUCCUGAUGGCUGACGAGGUGUACCAGGACAACGUGUACGCCGAGGGCUCGCAGUUCCACUCGUUCAAGAAGGUGCUCAUGGAGAUGGGGCCGCCGUACUCGACGCAGCAGGAGCUCGCCUCCUUCCACUCGGUCUCCAAGGGCUACAUGGGCGAGUGCGGGCUCCGCGGCGGCUACGUGGAGGUGGUGAACAUGGACCCCGCGGUGCAGCAGCAGAUGCAGAAGCUGAUGAGCGUGCGGCUGUGCCCACCGCUGCCGGGCCAGGUUGUGCUGGACAUGGUGGUCAGCCCGCCUGAGCCCUCGGACCCCUCCUUCACGCAGUUCCAGGCGGAGAAGCAGGCAGUGCUGGCCCAGCUGGCGGCCAAGGCCAAGCUUACCGAGCAGGUCUUCAACGAGGCUCCUGGCAUCCGCUGCAACCCGGUGCAGGGCGCCAUGUACUCCUUCCCGCGCAUACAGCUGCCCCCGCGCGCGAUUCGUCGCGCAAAGGAGCUGGGUCUGGCUCCCGACAUGUUCUUCUGCCUGAGGCUGCUGGAGGAGACGGGCAUCUGCGUGGUGCCGGGCAGCGGCUUCGGGCAGCGCGAAGGCACCUACCACUUCCGGAUGACCAUCCUGCCCGCCAUGGAGAAACUGCGUCCCCUUUUGGAAAAGCUGAGCCAGUUCCACGCCAAGUUCACCCGCGAGUACUCCUGAGUACUCCGGGGGCCAGGCCUGGGUGACAGUGCCUGGGUCUGAGGGGCCGCCACCUGUGGGCUGGGCACCGGCCUCUAAUAAAGCUGUGAGAGCUGA